Molecule: messenger RNA, 1379 nt
Organism: Fusarium odoratissimum NRRL 54006
Lineage: Eukaryota; Fungi; Ascomycota; Sordariomycetes; Hypocreales; Nectriaceae
Product: carboxy-cis,cis-muconate cyclase
Exons: 3
Coding region: 153-1298 (381 amino acids)
Molecular function (GO): 6-phosphogluconolactonase activity; protein binding
Source: RefSeq, a predicted model, not a curated record
UAGGAUAAAUGUUUAAGCCUGUCGCUCCCUCCAUCAUCCAUGAUAACGACUCAAUCUUUUUUUUUAACAUGUACUUUCUCCUCCAGCAAUAAUCUCAGGACUGCUUCAUUGAUCGUUGAAUUGGUUCUGCUGUGAUUCUAGCUUCAACUUGUAUGCGACCUACACUCAUCUCAAAGCUUCGAGCAACAUCUAUCACAGCCAAAAUGCCUGUUCAUCAUCUCAUGGUUGGUACCUGGACACCUCCAGGUGCUAUCUUCACUUUUGCCUUCGACGACGAAGCUCUUACACUUAAGCUCGUGAAAAGGACCGAGAUUCCCAAGGACGAGCCAAUCUCAUGGAUGACAUUUAGUCAUGAUCGCAAAGCUAUUUACGGUGCUGCCAUGAAGAAGUGGUCCAGCUUCGCCGUCGAAUCGCCAACUUCGAUAACUCACCAAGUCUCUCACCCAAUGGAGCACGAUCCCAAUGCUUCUCUUGCCACCACAAACACCCGUGCCAUCUUCCUUCUCGCAGCGAACAAGCCUCCUUAUGCCGUCUACUGCAAUCCUUUCUACGAUCACGCUGGCCACGGCGCUGUCUUCACCACCGAUUCCACCACAAAGGCUCUCAAGGAAAAUGUUCAAAACUAUCCUUACCAGCCUAACACGGGUAUUCACGGAAUGGUCUUUGACCCUGAGGAAGAGUACCUCUAUUCUGCCGACCUCCGUGCUAACAAGCUCUGGACCCAUCGCCGUGUCAGCAAGGACGAUCCUUCUCUUGAGCUAGUUGGUUCUGUCGAUUGUCCUGAUGCUCGAGACCACCCUCGAUGGGUAGCCAUGCAUCCUACUGGAAACUACCUCUAUGCUCUUAUGGAGAAGGGCAACCGAAUUUGCGAGUACCUCAUCGAUCCAGCAACUCGUCUUCCCGUUUACACCCACAAGCACUACCCUCUGAUUCCUCCAGGUAUCCCCGAUAGGUGGACACAGUACCGCGCUGAUGUCUGCGUGGUUUCGUCGUCGGGCAAGUAUCUCUUUGCCUCGUCCCGUGCCAACUCCUUCGACCUGACAGGUUAUGUGGCCGCCUUCAAGCUCUCGGAUACCGGCGCCAUUGAGCGCCAGAUCUGCCUGAAUCCUACACCUACGAGUGGUGGACACAGUAAUGCGGUUGCGCCUUGCCCUUGGACAGACGAGUGGGUAGCGAUCACGGAUGACCAAGAAGGUUGGCUGGAGAUCUACCGCUGGCAAGAUGAGCACCUCGCCCGUGUUGCAAGGGUUAGAACACCAGAGCCUGGCUUCGGCAUGAACGCCAUCUGGUAUGACUGAGAGCACAUUAGUAUGGAUGAAUAGAAGAAGAAUAAAGUUACAAUGAGACAAAAUUUGACGUCAAAGAGUAUUAUAGUUGCC